UCUUCUUCUUCUUCUUCUCGUCCUCCUCUCUGCUCACACCGUUAUCACCAGCAGCGGAUCUGCUGCAGUGUUUCUCGACCGGAGGCUGAAGGGUCGUUUCCUCUGAGGGGAAAGCGAGGAGCGUUUCUUUUCUCACCGAUGACUUUGGUCUGAGUUGAACAUGCAGAGCUCCAAAGGCUUCAAGGUGGAUGACUUCAUCGCGGGAUGGAUCGGAGGAGCUUCCAGUGUGGUGGUCGGUCAUCCGCUGGACACAGUCAAGACGCGGCUGCAGGCGGGGAGGGGCUACAGGAACAUGCUGCACUGCAUCCUCACCAUCUACAGGAAGGAAACGCUCAUGGGGUUUUUUAAGGGCAUGUCGUUCCCGCUGGCCAGCAUCACCUUCUACAACUCGGCCGUGUUCGGCUUCUUCAGCAACACGCAGAGACUCAUAAGCAAGUAUCGCUACGGCGACGGGCGGCAUCCGUGCGGCAUGCUGGACUUGACCGUGGCCAGCAUGCUGACGGGCCUGAUGUCGGUGGGCAUCGGGGCGCCCGUGGAUCUGGUGAAGAUCCGACUGCAGCUGCAGACGCAGACGGUUCUCGCAGAGAACUUAAAUCUGGCUGGAAACGUGUCGAACGGCACCAACAUCCCUCUGCGCUCGGUCAACAUCCCCAACAAGACCCUGUACCGAGGGCCCCUCCACUGUGUGAGCAGCAUCCUGCAGACCGAGGGCCUCCAGGGCCUGUACCGGGGGGCCGGGGCCAUGAUCCUGAGGGACGUCCCCGGAUACACACUCUACUUCAUUCCAUACACCAUCUUCUGCAACUUGUUGAAGCCAGAUGCUACGUCGAGUCCUCAUCCUGGUUCUAUCUGGCUCGCGGGAGGACUGGCAGGGUCCAUCUCCUGGGUCACGGCCACGCCGGCGGACGUGGUGAAGAGCCGCAUGCAGGCCGACGCCCAGCUGCAGAGGAAGUACAGGGGAAUCUUACACUGCAUCGUCCACAGCUACAAGACGGAGGGAAUACGGGUCUUCUUCUGUGGAGCGUUGGUAAACGCCGUCCGAGGCUUCCCGAUGAGCGCCACCAUGUUCCUGACCUACGAACUCUCCCUGCAGUUCUUCAGGAGCCUCUAGGACGGAGGACUCGCGCUCCGCUCUCCACAGCAACACGAACCUCCGCAGCUUUGAGACGAGAGAUCGAUUCUGCUGCUUCGUGGCCUGAAGUUAGGUUUGAGCAGAUUUAAAGACUUUCAGCACCUCAGGGUGAAUUAAUGAAAGAAUGAGCUUCAGUCGCUGCUGCUCUUCAAUGACGGGUUCAUUGAUGCUGCGCCUUAUUUAGUCCAGAGGGUUUUCAAAGUGGGAGGCGUUCGUCAGACUCAGAGUGAAAGUGAAAGAAAAUAUGAUACGAGUUCUAAUAUUAGUUAUUAAAGGCAGAACAGUCUGAGUCGGUCAUUUAGUUUAACAGAGUCAGACACUAAUAAAAGACGUUUUAAUCUGUCGAGGUAAAUCUGGUAAAGUUAUGUCAAACAGCAGCAUUCUGUUAUUUAACUCAGUUUAUGAAUGAGUCAAAUAAGUCAGAAUGAAGCUUUCAAACUUUGAAUAUUAACAUUUAUUUUUAGCAGCAAAUAUAAAACAUUUCAUUAGAUUUCCUGCGUUGACUAGAAACCAGCAUCGUGUACGUCUCAGUUAGAAUUUGAAACAUCCACCACCGGUCAUGUGAUCGUCUCUUCUUACACUUUGACUCGUGGCCUCAGACCCACAGUUGUCCUCGACUGUCCCCAGGUUCAGGUUCAGGCUGCAGGUGAGGCGUUGGCCACCAGGGGGCCUAAACUCUGUUAAUCCAAACAGACAGAGGCAGCAGUUAAUUAAAUGGUUGAGAAUUAUAUUAAUGAAGCGAAUAAUAAUGUCGAUAAUCUCGUUAUUUAAGGGACGAGUGGAGGAUUUCUUUGAUUUUGAUCAGUUUUACCAAAGAACAAGUUUUUCUUUAUGAUUUUGAUGCAGAAACACAAAGAGCUGAUUUAUGAGUCAAGAGAAUCUUUGAGAUUAAAAACUUGGUCACAGAAAACAACCUUUAGACAAAGUUUAAAUAGUUUGAACGUUAUUCUUCAUUGACUAAUUUGACACUUAAAUAAUCAUGUAAGUGAUUAUGACACAAAUUGUCCGUUCCGACGAGUUUCCACCUCGACACCAGAUCAGCUCUCGACCUGCAAAUCUCCAAAUCAAUGUUUUUUAGUCUGAAUGUGGCGACUCAGUGAAGAAAGGAUCUUUGCACUUUGACCUCAGCGAGAUGGAGAAAUACGACUUCAUGCUAAAAUAGGAGUUUAAAGAUUUUAAGAAAAGAGGAUGUGACGUUUUCACCACAAAUCCUUGAAUCUAAAUUUAAUAUAUUUUCUCAGUGUUGAGUUGGUUUUUAUUCCCUUUAGUUUUUAUUCUGUUCUAAAUAUUCUUAUUAGCUAGAAUCAAAUUCCCAUUGAACAUGACAAUGACACGUGUUGUGUGUGUGCCUCCCAUGUUACCGUCCACAUGUGUGUAAUAUUAUAUUUGUGUGUUUCUUAUAUUAAGAAAAGUGAGUUUACAAGUUGACGCCACAUUAACAUGAGCUUUUUUCACAAUACUAUUAAAAUGCAUGAUUCACACAAUGAGCCGUUAUAGCAAAGCUUUAUAUUAAUUGCUUUUCUAAAGUCUGCAGCACAAAUAUUCAAUCAAUGACGUGUUAACAGGUUCGUAGCAUCUAUACCUAAAAUAAUUAUUACUUUCACGAUUUAAAGCCUUAACAUUUAACGUUGUGUGUAGAUUUUACUGCACCGGAAAGUGUUGUUUUAUAUUCUAAGACGUAUUAAUCUGCAUCCUGAAGCUACUGAUCCUCUAGAUCUCUGCACACAGAGGAUAUUUCUCAUUUUGGAGACAAUAUCCUGAAUCAUAACGUAGCCGCUGCCUUAUAAGUGAUAUUUAAAAUUGUUUCCUUGUCAUGUAAAUACUUGUAAAUAUGUGAACUGCCAUUCCAGCUGUUGUGGAACCAGACGUGUCUUAUUGUACAUAAAUAAAGCUUUUAACGUCC
This is a messenger RNA of Hippoglossus stenolepis (Pacific halibut), 3035 nucleotides long. It is a transcript of the gene slc25a48, whose product is annotated as solute carrier family 25 member 48. Gene Ontology annotation, cellular component: mitochondrion. Lineage: Eukaryota; Metazoa; Chordata; Actinopteri; Pleuronectiformes; Pleuronectidae. Gene Ontology annotation, molecular function: transmembrane transporter activity. The record is from RefSeq and is a predicted model, not a curated record. Gene Ontology annotation, biological process: transmembrane transport. The transcript has 7 exons. The coding region runs from base 161 to 1111 and encodes 316 amino acids.